CCCUGCAUGUAAAUAUUAUGCAUGGAGGGAAUAUUUAUUUCGUUUAUUUGUUUAUCAUUCAUAAAUAAUUGCAAAUAAUUACAUUUUUUUUAAUGUAAUUUUAAUAAUAUAGAAUAUAAUUAAUAUUUUCUGAUAUAAUGAAAGGAAAUUAAAUAUUAUAUUUACAACUGUCAAAGAAGUUUCUGCCGUUAUAACCUUAAAAAAAUAUAUAUACGUAUACACAAUGAAUUCGAAAUCUAUGUUUUUGAUGCCAGGUGACACAUUUUGGCAAGAAGAUAAAGUUGAUGUAAAUCCACAUGAUUCUACGCAAUUUGUUUAUAAUGCACAUCAUUCUUUGUCGCUGGAUGUACAACGUCAAAGAUUACCAAUAUUUAAAAAUAUGAGGCACAUUAUUUAUCUAUUAGAAAAAUAUCAAACUUUAGUUUUAGUCGGUGAAACAGGUUGUGGAAAAAGUACUCAAAUACCGCAGUAUCUCGUUCAAGCAGGAUGGGCAUCUGAUAGAAAAAUGAUUGGAAUUACUGAACCUCGAAGAAUAGCGGCUACUACGUUAGCAAGUCGUGUUGCCGAAGAACGAGGAUGUAUGUUGGGCACAGAAGUUGGAUAUUGUAUUCGUUUCGAUGAUUGUUCAAAUGAAAACACAAAAAUAAAGUACAUUACUGAAGGUAUAUUAUUACGAGAAAUGAUGAGCGAUCCAUUGCUCACAAAAUAUUGUGUCAUUAUAAUGGAUGAAGUACACGAAAGAACAGUGUUGACCGAUAUAUUAAUGGGUUUAUUAAAAAAAAUACUAAAAAAACGAAAAAGUCUAAAAGUUAUUAUAUCAUCGGCAACAGUUGACGCUGAAGAACUUCGAGAUUUUUUCAAUUUAAAUACAAGCAAGAAUUCAAAAGAUAAUACAGCAACUGUUAUGAGUGUCGAGGGUCGUUUACACGGUGUUGAUAUUUAUUAUUCUCAAGAACCAGUCGCUGAUUAUGUUCAAUCAGUCGUUGACACAGCAUUAAAUAUACAUAAGACUGAAGAAGCUGGAGAUAUUUUGGCUUUUCUCACUGGAUUAGAUGAAGUAGAUAAGGCUGUUUCUCUCUUAUCUGAACAUGCAAAACUAAUAAAAGAUGGAGAACAUCAAUUAUUACCAUUAGCAAUGUAUGGUUCACUUCCAAAUACAGAACAACUUAAAGUCUUUUGGAAAGCACCGAAAAAUACUAGAAAAAUCAUUGUUGCAACAAAUAUUGCAGAGACUUCAAUUACUGUACCAAAUGUCGUUUAUGUUAUUGAUAGUGGUUUUGUGAAAUUACCAUGGUUUGAUUCGGAAACUUUAAGCAAUAGUCUUGUGGUUGCUCCUAUUUCUAAAGCUUCAGCAGAUCAACGAUUAGGUCGAGCCGGUCGCGUUAGAGCUGGACGUGUGUAUAGACUUUACACUGAAAAUGCUUAUAAUGAAUUAUCUGAUUCGACUCCACCGCAAAUGCAACGUACGGAUUUAUCGUCAGCAAUUUUACAACUUAAAGCAUUGGGCAUUGAUAAUAUAUUACGAUUUAAUUUUCCAUCAUCGCCACCGAGUAAAAAUCUUCUCGCUGGAUUAGAAUUAUUAUAUGCAUUGGGAGCAAUUAAUAAUAAUGGAGAAUUAACGAGUGACGUUGGAUUCACAAUGGCCGAAUUGCCACUUGAGCCUAUUUUUGCAAAAUGUCUUAUUUCAUCGGGGGAAAUGGGAUGUUCAGAGGAAAUAACAACUAUUUUGUCAAUGCUUCAGGUGCAAAAUAUUUUUGUGAGACCAGCAAGUGGUGAUAAAUCAUUAAAGGCACGUGUUGCUCAUCGUUUAUUUCAAGUGCACGAAGGUGAUUUAAUAACACUUUUAAAUGUCUAUUCUGCCUAUGAGGAAAAUAAAAAUGGUAGUUGGUGUCAAAAGAAUUUUCUCAAUUAUAAAGCAUUACGAAGAGCAACGGAAAUUCGUUUGCAAAUGAGACAACAAUUGAAGAAACUCGAUAUUCCUCUAACAAGUUGUAAUGGUAAUACUCAAGUUAUUUUAAGAUGCUUAACAACGGGACUUUUUCCAAAUGCAGCCUAUCUUCAUUAUUCAGGAGUAUAUAAAACUGUUCGCGGAAAUAAAGACUUGUAUAUUCAUUCAACUAGUUGUUUAUACACAAUGCAACAGCCGCAAUGGUUAUUAUUUUGUGAAAUUGUACAAACACAUAAAACUUUUAUGAGAGAAUUAACUGUAAUUAAUUCCGAGUGGUUGACAGAAUUGGCUCCUCAUUUUUAUGAAAGAAGAAAAUUCGACAAUGUAUAAAAAAAUAAUAAUAAUAAUAAUAAUAAUUAUGUAUACAAUUAUUUAUAAUAUAAUAAUUUUGUAAAUUUACUAUGUAAAUAAAACGCAUUUUUUUUGUUUAUUU
Leptopilina boulardi is the source of this 2381-nucleotide messenger RNA. RefSeq names its product probable ATP-dependent RNA helicase DHX35. The transcript is spliced from 12 exons. The coding region runs from base 224 to 2278 and encodes 684 amino acids. The record is from RefSeq and is a predicted model, not a curated record. Gene Ontology annotation, molecular function: RNA binding. Gene Ontology annotation, cellular component: intracellular anatomical structure; catalytic step 2 spliceosome. Lineage: Eukaryota; Metazoa; Arthropoda; Insecta; Hymenoptera; Figitidae.